This is a messenger RNA of Xyrauchen texanus (razorback sucker), 1967 nucleotides long. RefSeq lists its product as uncharacterized. Bases 332 to 769 code for a protein of 145 amino acids. The transcript is spliced from 2 exons. Lineage: Eukaryota; Metazoa; Chordata; Actinopteri; Cypriniformes; Catostomidae. The record is from RefSeq and is a predicted model, not a curated record.
CCGUUAUUCUGUACUUUGUUUAAUUUAUUAAAUACUGUUUCGCCGCACAUAGAUCCAGCCGCUAGCGCCCAUGCCUGCCACGGCCAACUAGCUUGAAGCCUCGUCUGUCCCAGAGCUUGUGUUGCCAAACUCGUCCAUCCCAGAGCCUAUAUUGCCAACCUUGUCCGUACAAGAGACUGCUUUGUCAACCUUGUCUGUCCCAGAGCCUGCGUUGCCAGCCUUGUCCGUCCCGGAGCCUGCGUUGCCAGCCUUGUCUAUCCCAGAGCCGGCACUGCCAACUUCGGCAGUCCAGAGGAGGAGGAGAAGGGCUUCUGUCUCCAAGUCUCUGCCCAUGUACAUGACAACAGAGGUCAUUUCCAAGUCUCAGCCCAUGUUCACGACUACAGAGGUCAUCUUUGAGUCUCUGCCCAUGUACACGACCACGGAGGUCGUUUCCGAGUCUCAGUCCAUGUUCACGACCACAGAGGUCAUAGCCGAUUCUCUGUCCACGACCACAGAGGUUGUUCCCGAGACUCUGUCCAUGCUCGCGACCACAGAGGUCGUUCUCGAGUCUCUGUCUACACCCACGACCACAGAGGUCGUACCUGAGUCUCUGUCUACGCCCAUGACCACAGAGGUCAUUCCCAAGUCUCAGUCCAUGCCCAUGACCAUAGAGGUCGUUCCUGAGUCUCUGUCCAUGCCCACAGAGGUCAUUCCCGAGUCUCUGUUCACGGUCAUUACCACAGAGGUCGCUCCCGAGACUCUGUUAUGUUCACGACCAUUGAGGUAAUUUCCCAAUCAUCCUGGACUCAGCAUCGGACCUGCCAUGGCUCUACCUUCAAUGGCUUAACACUUUGAGCCUGCCACAGCUACACUUCUACGAAUUCGCCCUUUGAGCCUGCCACGGCUCCACUUCUACGGCUUCGCCCCUCGAGCCUGCCAUGGUUCCAUCUUCUACAGCUUCGCCCCUUGAGCCUGCCGCAGCACCUUCUUUGGCUUCGCCCCUUGAGCCUUCCAUGGCUUCGCCACUCGAGCCUCCCACGGCUCCGUCUGCAAUGACUUUGCCCCUUGAGCCUCCCACGGCUCUGCCUGUCAACCAGGCCUCCUGAUCCAGUCCCUAUCCAGAGGUGGUCUCCUGGCCAACCGCCUGAUCUGCUCUGAUCUCCUGGAUCUCCUGGCCGUCUGCCUGAUCUACUCUGGUUUCCCUGGUCUCAUCGCUGUCUGCCUGAUCUGCUCUGGUCCUCUGGGUGUCCUGACCAUCCGCCUGAUCUGCUAUGGUCUCCUGGUCAUCCACCUGAUCUGCUCUGACAUUAUGGGUAUCCUGACCGUCCGCCUCAUCUGCUCUGGUCUCUUUGGUUGCCUGGCCAUCAACCUGAUAUGCUCUGUUUUCUGGCCAUCGAAAACGGCCCCCACAAAACAGUUCAAAAAUAGAGUAUUUGUCCACUUACCAAGUAUAUUAUGCCACUUUAUACCUGAGUGGUCCCAGACACCAGGGGAGUGUACAGCAGUGGGCAUGGCAGUCAAUAAACAUAGUAUUUGUCAACUUACCAAGUAUAUUAUGCCACUUCAUCCCAAAACAAAGGAAGAUACCAUGUGCAAUGUAUUUAAUGGCCACUAAAGACUAUGUUUAUGGACAUUUAAUUUAAAUAAAAUUUAAUUAUUAUUUAAAAUAACUAUUAUUGUUUGAAACACCUGUUUUGGAUAUACAAAUGAAAAAUAUACAUAACUUAAUUCAAAAUGAUGUAUAAAAAGCAUAAAACAGGAUUGACCACAAUGAAUAUAUUUGGAUACGAUUGAAUACAUUGCAGAUGGGACCUCCCUGUAUGACUUGAUGUCCUGAGGACUUGAUUUCCACUAACCAUGUCUUUGACAUAAAUUCAGUUAAUUGUGAGUUGGUCCCUUGUGUAAUGUAUUUAAUGGAUUCUGAAUACCUGGUUCAUGGACAUACAUUUUUAUGAGGUCAAAAGACAUUUAGGUGACUAUGACUC